Thecamonas trahens ATCC 50062 is the source of this 3888-nucleotide messenger RNA. RefSeq names its product WD repeat domain 65. Bases 1 to 3888 code for a protein of 1295 amino acids. The transcript has 2 exons. Gene Ontology annotation, molecular function: protein binding. Lineage: Eukaryota; Apusomonadida; Apusomonadidae. The record is from RefSeq and is a predicted model, not a curated record.
AUGGAGAGGGUGGGAGGGCACACGUUUGGGUUGCGCGGAGAUGUGGCCGGCAACGUGGGCAUUCUCAACGACGGGCGUGUGGUGUACCCGGUCGGGUCGAACAUUGUGCUGCACAAGCGCGGGUCCGAGACGUCGCCGUCGGGUGAGAGUGGAUCGUCGCAGGCUUUUGUGGUGCGUGAGGCGUCGUCGCAGGGCGGCGGAAUUACGGCUAUGGCUGCGCCGCUGACUGGCGACUCGCCGAAGCGGUCGGAGCGGCUGAUUGCCGUGGCUGAGCGCGGGAGCCCGCCGGUGGUGUAUGUGUACGACUUGUCGUACACGCACAAGGGCAAGAAACCGCGGGUGUUUGUGGGCAACAACAUCGAGUCGGACAGCUUUGUAUGGGUGGCGUUUGACGCAGCGCAAAAGGCAAUGAUCACGCUCUCUGGUGCGCCGGACUUUGUGCUCUCGUACUGGCAGCUGGACAAGCCGUCUGCGCCGCCGCGGGCGUCGGUCCCUGUGACGACGACCGGGUCGGAGACGGCGACGAUGGCCUCGUUCCAUCCGACCAAGUCGGACAUGGUGGUGGUGAGUGGUGCAAACCUGGUCAAGAUGUUCAAGCUUCACAAGGAGGGCUCAUUCCGCAACAUGGGCCCCUCGCUUGGAUCGGGGCCGACCAAGGUCGAGCUCGGCAAGUAUCUCUGCCACGCAUGGCUCAACGACGAGACGCUUGUGCUGGGGACGGAAUUGGGCAAGAUUGCGGCGGUGGUCAACUCGGAGCUGGUCACGGCCUCUCUCCCGUGUUCGCCGUACCACAAGAUGGAGGCUGUGCCAAUUUUCUCGAUUGUGCCGUUCUCGAAGGGCUUUGUCAUCGGGACCGAGGGUGGGCGGAUUGUGAUCUACGAGGCCGAAGCGCCGUCGUCGGGCUCGGAGCUUGUUUCGCGCGGCUUCUCCGACGUGGCCUCGCUCGAGCUCCCGUCGCACAAGGCGGUGAACCACAUGGUCAUCGGUGGGCCGUCCGACUCGGACCUGGUGGUGACGACGACGGCGUCGCAGCUGUACAUUCUUCCGGAGUUCUCGACCUAUCUUGUCCGCGACGAACUCGCGUUUGUGCCUGUCUCUGCCUCGUUCCACGCAAGCGUUAUCACCGGGCUCGACACGUGCGUGCGCAAGCCACUGGUGGCAACGUGCUCGCCAGACCGUUCUGUCCGCAUCUGGAACUACAUGAGCAAGACGCUGGUGGUUGCGGCGCACUUUAACGAGGAGGCGCACUCUGUGGCUCUCCACCCGUCGGGCCACAUGCUCUUGGUCGGCUUUUCGGACAAGCUGCGGCUGAUGAACGUGCUGGUCGACUCGCUGGAGACGGUGCACGAGUUCCCGGUCUGCCGGUCGUGCAAGGAGGUGCGGUUCUCGCACGGCGGACAGUACUUUGCGGCUGCGCGCGAGAACAACUUUAUUCACCUGUACAACACGUACACCUUUGAGUGCUUUGCGGUGCUCUCGGGCCACGACGGACGAGUCCGUUCGAUCCAGUGGACGCCCGACGACUGCCACAUCCUCUCGGCUGGGCAGGACGGAGCUAUCUACAAGUGGGACUUUGUAGGCGAGACGGUCCGCGGCGAGGUCCACGUCCGCAAAAUCUGCUCGUACUCGUCUGCGGCGCUAGCACCAAACGGUAACCUAGUGUACGCGGCGGGCUCGGACCGGCUGCUGAAGGAGAUUACUGUCGACGGGCGCGAGGUCCACGAGCUCGACACUGGUGGAACGACUUACACCAACGUGCUCGUUGCGCCAUCGAACCGGAUGAUGUUUGUCGGGACGGAGGACGGGACGGUGCGGGCGCUCAAGUAUCCGUCGCCGACGGGCGAGUACCAUGAGGUAGCGUUCCACGCCGAGGGCGUGACGCGGAUGGCGCUCUCAUUCGACGAGCGGUGGCUAUUCUCGGCCGGCGCCGACGGCUCACUCUUUGUGGCCGAGGUUCACGACUCGGGCGCUCUCGGGUCGGCGCUGGGCAGCGGAGGCGCCGGCUCGGGCCCGUCGUCGGCGGUCGAGUCUGGACUCGGAACCGGCGUGGUCGGCCUCGGGCUCGGCGGUGGAGGUGGACGCGGGCUCGCCGGUACAGCGCCGGAGAUGCAGCUCGACUUUGCCACCGAGGUCCUAGUCACGCCGGAUAUGCUCAAGGCCAAGGACGAUGCGUACGCGCAGCUGCAGCACACGCUCAAGACGGAGCGGACAACGUGGGAGUUCCACGUCCGCAACAUGAAGGAAGAGCGGAACAACAUGGAGAAGGAGCUGCACCUCAAGUACCAGCACACCAACGACGAGCUCCGCGAAAUCACCUUUGCCAUGCGGCUGGAGAAGGACCAGCAGAUGCAGCACUACGAGGAGCAGAUCCACAUCCUCAAGGAGAACUUUCGGCGCGAGCUCGAAAAGGUGCGCAAGGAGCAGGGUGACAUUGCGCUCGCCUCGCACCGCAAGUACGAGCAGCUCGAGGCGCAGAUGCACCGGCAGGCCGAGCUGUUUGAAAAGGAGAAGGAGCGGCUGCAGCAGGAUCUGCAAGAGGCCUCGCUCGACCUUCAGGCCCGCCACCAGGCGGCGAUGCAGGAGAAGGAGGAGGCGCUCGCCAAGCUCGAGCAGAAGAUGAAGCAGCGCGAGCUCGAGUACAUGGAGACGCGGCGGCAGAUCGAGGAGGAUGCCGACCAGGAGAUCCAGGAGCGGAUUCAGUUCUUUAAGGACCAGAUCGACGACCGCGACAACCGCAUCCUCAAGCUCAAGGGCCUUGUCGGCGUCAUGCGCAAGGAGUUUACCCAGCUCAACAAGGCCAUCGACGACCAGCACGUCAAGACGCAGCAGGCCGAGGACAGGGCCAACGCCAACCGGACCGAGACCGAGUCGGCCAAGAAGCAGAUCGACGACCUGCAGAAGGAAAUCGACGAGCGCAACGACACCAUCAAGGACAAGGAGAACCGCAUCCACGAACUCAAGAAGAAGAACCAGGAGCUCGAAAAGUUCAAGUUUGUCCUCGAGUACAAGAACAAGGAGCUCAACAAGCAGCUCGAGCCGCGCGACGCCCAGAUCAACGAGCAGAUCAAGCAGAUCAAUCAGAUGGACGCCGAGCUGGAAAAGUACUACAAGAACAACAUCACCCUCAAGCUCACCGUCGAGAACCUCGAGCUCAAGGUCAAGGCGCUCGAGAAGGAGAUCUCGCACAUGCGCUCGCGCCUCACCGACGCCCACGCCGUGACCAAGCGCUUCCGUACAGACCUCCACGAGACCGUCCAGUUCAUUCAGGAUCCCAAAAAGCUCAAGGAGCGAGUCAAGAAGCUCUACCAGAAGCACGUCACCCUCCAUGUCGAGGAGGCCCGCGUCGACGUCGACAUUCAGCGCGAGAACAACCGCCAGCGCGAGUACCUCGAGCGCUCCGUCGCCUCGCUCAAGCGCAAGCUCAACAAGGACGCCCAGCUCCACCGCGCAGACUCGGCCCGAGUCAUGCAGGAGAACGUCGCCCUCAUCAAGGAGAUCAACGAGCUCCGCCGCGAAAUCAAGCAGCUCCGCGCCCACAACCGUUCUGUCCGCUCCUUUGGCGCCUCACACCACCCGUACGGCGCCUCGUUUGCCGGCACAGACAACGGCCCCCCGCCGUCGGCCUCGGCCUCGUCGCUCGGCGCGUCCACCCCGGCCGCCCGCUCCCGCGCCACCGCUGCAGAUGCUGCUGGCCGCCGCAAGCUCCGCCGCGGCAUGUCACCCGGCUCGCUCACCGCCCGCAAGCAGCAGCAGAUGCACGCUCACCCGCCGCACUCGUCCGCAGGCUCGGCUGCAGCCGCAGCUGAGCCAGUCACCGGCCUUCCGCCGGUCGCCCCGCGCUCGCAGCAAUCGGUGCGCUCCUCGUGGUCGCGCGGCUCGAACCAGUGA